Molecule: messenger RNA, 336 nt
Organism: Fusarium musae
Lineage: Eukaryota; Fungi; Ascomycota; Sordariomycetes; Hypocreales; Nectriaceae
Exons: 5
Coding region: 1-336 (111 amino acids)
Source: RefSeq, a predicted model, not a curated record
AUGACAGACAUGUCAACUGAUACAGAUAUGACUCAAGUGACAAAGACUAGUACAGCGCAAGUGACAGAUGUGGUGACUCAGCAAGUCACCACGACCAUCACCACGACAGUUGAUGUGACCUCUGCCAUUGACGUUACAGACAUUGAUACGCAAGAUAUCACCGUGAGUGUCCCAACUACAGUCACUGUCACAGUCACAGGAGCAGCUCCCACAACUUCGGUUGGCAAUGAAUACCACUGCGCCAUUCCUGGAUAUGGAACUAGCGCGUAUUUUGUAAACUCAGGCUCUUACAACGACUGGGGCUCGUCUCGUUCUAGAAUUGCUGGCCUUGUCUGA